AAAUAAAUUAAACAUAUUUUCCAAGAAUAAUUCAAUUGUAAAAACAUUUGUUUCAGAUUAAGAUAGACAUGUCAGGUCUCAAGGUUCUAGUAGGUUGUAAAAGAGUCAUUGACUAUGCUGUUAAGAUUCGAGUAAAGCCAGAUAAAACUGGAAUUGUAACUGAUGGCGUUAAGCAUAGCAUGAAUCCAUUUGAUGAAAUAGCUGUAGAGGAGGCAAUUCGUCUUAAAGAAAAGAAUAUUGCAAAUGAAAUUAUUGCUAUCUCAUGUGGACCUGCUAAAAAUGAGGAGACAUUAAGAACAGCGCUUGCAAUGGGAAUGGACAGAGGUAUCCAUGUAGUUGUCGGUGAUAAAGAUUAUGAAACUCUUCAACCUUUAGCAGUUGCAAAACUUAUUGCAAAAGUUGCUCAAGAUAUUAAAGCUGAUCUAAUCAUUUUGGGAAAACAGGCUAUCGAUGAUGAUUGCAACCAAACAGGGCAACUACUUUCUGCAAUUAUGAAUGUUCCACAGGCUACUUGUACAUCAAAACUAGAAUUUAAUAAUGGUCGACUAAAAGUCAGUAGAGAAGUUGAUGGAGGAUUAGAAAACUUAAGUGUAAAGCUGCCAUGUGUGGUUACCGCCGACUUGAGAUUAAAUGAGCCAAGGUUUGCAACUUUACCAAACAUAAUGAAAGCAAAAAAGAAAAAGAUUGACGUUAUGAAAGUUGAUGAUUUAGCCGUUGAUAUUAAACCACAUAUUGAAACCGUCUCUGUAGUCGACCCACCAGUUCGUAGCGCUGGAAUCAAAGUUGAAGACGUUGAUACUUUGAUCAAGAAACUUAAAGAACAAGGAUUCAUUAAAUCGUUAUCUUAAUUUUGUAAUUUUUUAUGAAUUAAAAAUCCAACGAGACCAAAGUUUUGAAUUUAGCUUAUAUUGAAUUGUAUUAUACUUGAUUUAGUUUAGUUUUAUUUCAUUUAUAAAAUUGAAUUAAUAAAUUUCGAAUA
Messenger RNA from Hydra vulgaris (swiftwater hydra), 979 nucleotides. Its product is annotated as electron transfer flavoprotein subunit beta. Gene Ontology annotation, molecular function: electron transfer activity. Lineage: Eukaryota; Metazoa; Cnidaria; Hydrozoa; Anthoathecata; Hydridae. Gene Ontology annotation, biological process: fatty acid beta-oxidation using acyl-CoA dehydrogenase; amino acid catabolic process. The record is from RefSeq and is a predicted model, not a curated record. Gene Ontology annotation, cellular component: mitochondrion.